AUGGAGUUUGAUCUAGACUUGCUGCGGAAACAGGUGGAAGCCGAUCCGUAUCAAACCACUCGCGAACUGACCGUCUCUCUUGGGGUGAAUCAAACCGCGGUUGUUUGCGGAUUGAAGUCAAUUGACGGGGUGCGAAAACUAGGUCGAUGGGUGCCACAUGCUCUGACACAGUAUGACGUGGACCGCCACGCUGAUAUGGCACUUUCCCUCCUCAUGCUCAAGCGCAUCCACACGUGGCUUGAGCAUCUAGUCACGUCGGGGGAUGAGAAGUGGAUUAUCUACCCUAAUUCUAUUAUCUUUAUCUUAUUCGCCGGCAUGCCCAAUGGGUUGACAAAGGCUCUUCGUGGCGUGAAUCUAGAGGAGCGGCAGGCUAGACUAAAGAAUCUUGCCAAAUUGUAUUUCGGAAACACUACAAGUACGAUACGGCAAAAUAACAAUGUUGCCUCUGCUGUGAUUGACGUCGAUGUUAAAGAAUUCGUCACAGGUUCAAUAAAUGAUCCUAGCAUAGAGGAGAUUAAUCGGAAAGAAGGUGUCUCUGAGUUCCUUUUCCAAGGUGAUAUUAAUUUGACCGACGAACAAUUAGACUGGAUAGAAAGGAAUAUAGACAUCAGAAAAAACACCCGAAGUAAACGUCAAGUGGACAGCGGCGCACGUCUUUGGAGUAAUAAUCGUGUCUUCUACUUCUUUGACAUCAGCAUAGGUACGAGGCCUGUAUAUCAGUGA
Messenger RNA from Necator americanus (New World hookworm), 723 nucleotides. RefSeq lists its product as uncharacterized. Bases 1 to 723 code for a protein of 240 amino acids. The record is from RefSeq and is a predicted model, not a curated record. Lineage: Eukaryota; Metazoa; Nematoda; Chromadorea; Rhabditida; Ancylostomatidae. The transcript is spliced from 4 exons.